Salvelinus namaycush (lake trout) is the source of this 237-nucleotide messenger RNA. Its product is annotated as calcium/calmodulin-dependent protein kinase II inhibitor 2-like. The coding region runs from base 1 to 237 and encodes 78 amino acids. Gene Ontology annotation, molecular function: calcium-dependent protein kinase inhibitor activity; protein kinase binding. Gene Ontology annotation, biological process: negative regulation of protein kinase activity. The record is from RefSeq and is a predicted model, not a curated record. The transcript is spliced from 2 exons. Lineage: Eukaryota; Metazoa; Chordata; Actinopteri; Salmoniformes; Salmonidae.
AUGUCCGAGGUACUGCCUUAUAGCGAGGGGAAAAUGAGCGGCUAUGGGGACACCGAGGCCAGUCAGAUAUCCUUUAGCUGCGGGCUACAGGACACCAAUUCGUUCUUCGGGGCGUCGCAAGCGAAAAGACCCCCAAAGCUGGGACAGAUCGGCAGAGCCAAGAGAGUGGUCAUCGAAGAUGACCGAAUAGACGAUGUCCUAAAGGGGAUGGCAGACAAGUCGUCACCUGGUGUUUAA